AAAGAUAAAAGGAAAAAAAGAAAAGGAGGCACCGACGAGAUCGAUAGAUUUCACGCGUCGUCCCCAACUCCUUGAUUGUUUUCAUCACAUCAUUUCUCAUUUUGCACACACUCCACACAGUGCAACACUAAAUGUGAUCUCCAUCUCUGCCGUCCAGGAAAAUCCCUAAAUUUGUCAAUGGCUACUCAUCUCCGUUCUCUUUCUUCAGUUUUCAAUCUUUUUCUCGUAGUUACCAUGGUCCUCAACGACGUAGUCCUAUGCAAGACGCUUAAGCGAGACGUGAAGGCAUUAAAUGAAAUUAAGGCGUCACUUGGAUGGAGAGUAGUGUACGCUUGGGUUGGAGAUGAUCCUUGUGGAGAUGGUGAUUUGCCUCCUUGGUCAGGUGUCACGUGUUCCACUGUGAGUGGGAGUGAUUAUAGAGUUGUUACAGAACUAGAAGUAUAUGCAGUUUCGAUUGUUGGUCCUUUUCCGCUUGCAGUUACUAAUCUGGUGGACCUUACGAGGCUGGACCUACAUAAUAACAAAUUGACUGGACCAAUUCCGUCGCAAAUUGGACGACUAAAGCAUCUUAAGAUACUUAAUUUGAGGUGGAACAAAUUCCAAGAUUCCAUUCCUCCUGAAAUUGGUGAACUAAAGCAGCUAACGCAUCUCUACCUGAGUUUUAAUAAUUUCAAGGGUGAAAUUCCCAAGGAGCUUGCAUAUCUUCCUGAACUUCGUUAUCUUCAACUACAUGAAAAUCGUUUGACUGGGAGAAUUCCACCUGAACUGGGAAUGUUGACAAAUCUACGGCACUUGGAUGUUGGCAACAAUCACUUGGUUGGGACCAUAAGGGAACUAAUUCGUAUUGAAGGAUGCUUCCCAGCUCUUCGUAAUUUGUAUCUUAAUAACAACUACCUCACUGGAGGCGUUCCAUCACAGCUUGCCAAUUUAACGAACUUGGAAAUCUUAUAUCUUUCUUAUAACAAAAUGUCUGGAGUUAUACCAUUUGGGCUGGCUCAUAUUCCUCGAUUGACCUACUUGUACUUGGAUCACAACCAAUUUUCUGGGAGAAUUCCUGAUACCUUCUACAAGCACCCAUUUAUAAAAGAAAUGUACAUUGAAGGAAAUUCGUUCAGGCCAGGCGUGAAACCUAUUGGUGACCACAAAGUCCUGGAACUUGCUGAUUCAGAGUUCCUGUUUUAGGCAAAUGAAUUACGAUUCAUCUCAAGUUUUGACCAGAAUUGAUUUAUAUUAUCAUCUGAAUUCUCACUCGUACGAACUCAUCCAAAUAUAUUUAAAAAAAUUGAUGCCACAAGAUUCAUGUAAUGUAGCUUCCAACAAGAAGAUCAUUGAGGUUUUAUUGAGCCUCUUUGUUUGGCUGAAUUGUAAAUAGAUUAACAUCAUUUUGAAGUAUUACCUUAUAGUUAUUGGUUGCCUGUGUUAUUAUAUCAUGUACUCUUUUGUUCAUCAGUUAUGCUAAAAUUGAUGUUGGUUCCUUGGAGUUGAUUUUUCUUCGAUUUCUGGUAUACUUGGACAUA
Molecule: messenger RNA, 1517 nt
Organism: Striga asiatica
Lineage: Eukaryota; Viridiplantae; Streptophyta; Magnoliopsida; Lamiales; Orobanchaceae
Source: the annotation of a GenBank genome assembly